AUAAGUUCCUUGUUACUUGGUUAUUAGCGUCUAUUUCAGAAUGCAUGUUUAGCUCUGUGUCAAAAUGUUAGACGUCUACUGACAUUUGGCUUACACUUGAACAUGAAUUUUUGAGUGAUUCAAAGGCUAGAGCUCUACAUUUGAAAACUUUAUUACAAAGUACUCAAAAAGGAAAUUUAACAAUUGGUGAUUACUUUAAAAAGAUGAAAGGAAUUGCCGAAAGUUUGAACUGCAGUGGUCAGGUUGUGUUGGAUGAAGAUUUACUUCAACAUAUUCUGGAUGGAUUAGGACCAGAAUUUGACGUUGUUGUCGUCAAUUUAACAUCCAGAAUUGAAUCUAAAUUUGACUCUAUUACGUUACAAGAAGCAUAAUAUUUGCUGCAAAAGUAUGAAAUGCGUAUUGAAAAAUUCAACACUGUGGAUUUCCCAAACAGUUCAGUACAUCUUGCUGCAAUCAGUAAUUCUGGUAAUUCGUCAGGCAUAUCUAGUAAUUCUGGUAAUUCUGGUAAUGGUAAUUCUGGUAAUACUUUUGUGCCUGCAUCUGCUGUAACUACAAUGCCUAUUUCACAGCCGUAUCAGACCUAUUCCUCUCACUAUAUACCACCCUCUGGAUUUGCUGGUUCACCUGGUCACUUUCGUCCAACCUCUUAUUCAGGACAGUUUGAAUCACAGGUUCAUACCUAUAGACCAUCAGGUUUCAAUAACUACAACAAAGGUCGUGGUAGAGGCAAUGCUAAGGGAAGACCUAUAUGUCAAGUCUGCAGCAAGAUAGGACAUACAGCAGUCCAAUGUUACCAUAGAUACAACUCCAACUACAAUGGAGCUCCUCCACAGUUUGGAUCUCCACCACAGUUUGAGUCUUCUGGCUUUUUCAAUUCUGGAAAUUUAGGAAACUUUCUUCCUACACACAAUUCUGUUGGAUAUGGCAGUCGGUUUGGAUCUGGUAACUUUGGAAAUCAACAACUGCACAAUUUUACUGCUGGUAAUUCUUAUACUGGGAAUUAGUCUCAAUUUGUACCUAAUCCUGCUCAUUCCUCCCAUGGAUUUCACUCUACUCAAGAAUUCUCCAGAGGCCAACAACUUACUCAAUCAGCUUCUAAUGGUGGAAAUUCAGUGUUCAAAGUUCCCAGUCAGCAGUCUUUUUCACCUAGUCAGGUUUAUUUUGCAGCUCCUCACUUGUCAAAUGGUCUUCCAUUGGUUGCAAACCAGACUACUGCACAGGAUCCAGCCUGGUAUAUGGACUCUGGGCUACUGAUCAUGUCACUCUGAUCUGAGUCAAAUCAUAGCAGCAGGAAUUAUGAGGGAGCUGAGCAAUUACAAGUUGGCAAUGGUAACCACUGAAGUCUUGUGCGCUUACACUGACUGUUUGUUCAUCAUGAGUUCUUUUGGUGAAGGAGGGUCUACCACUAGACCACCCUUGUUGGAGGGAACCAAUUAUACCUUUUGAAGGCUUAUGAUACGUGCCUUUUUAAAACCUAUUGAUGAGAGGGUUUAGCAUGCUUGUAUGGUUGGUUGGCAAGAACCUAAAACUAAUGAAGCUAGCGGGAGUCAAGGAAAGUUAGAAGCGUCCAAUUUUAACUCUAAAGCUCUUCAUGCAAUUUUUAAUGCUGUUAGUAUAGGACAAAUGAAAAACUUUGCAAGUUGUGAAAUGCCUAAAGAUGCAUGGGAUAGACUCCAAAUUAAAAAUCAAUUUGGAGAUGGGUGUUUUGGUCAUUAUGAUUGUUACGUUUGGUGAAGACAUUG
Pistacia vera is the source of this 1742-nucleotide messenger RNA. RefSeq lists its product as uncharacterized. NCBI's taxonomy places the organism in Eukaryota, Viridiplantae, Streptophyta, Magnoliopsida, Sapindales, Anacardiaceae. The record is from RefSeq and is a predicted model, not a curated record. The coding region runs from base 393 to 1004 and encodes 203 amino acids. The transcript is spliced from 2 exons.